This is a messenger RNA of Alosa alosa (allis shad), 3243 nucleotides long. It is a transcript of the gene kics2, whose product is annotated as KICSTOR subunit 2. NCBI's taxonomy places the organism in Eukaryota, Metazoa, Chordata, Actinopteri, Clupeiformes, Clupeidae. The transcript has 3 exons. Gene Ontology annotation, cellular component: KICSTOR complex. Gene Ontology annotation, biological process: protein localization to lysosome; negative regulation of TORC1 signaling; cellular response to glucose starvation. Bases 990 to 2396 code for a protein of 468 amino acids. The record is from RefSeq and is a predicted model, not a curated record.
CGUUCAUAGGCCUACUCAUUCAGUAUUUUUAGCCUAGUUUUUCUAAUCUCCCCAAGGACAGUAAACCUACCAACAAUAUGUUUGUGUUAAGAUUAGACCGCCGUAAAAUGCCAAUUUUUGAUAAGAGAGUCCGCAGCUGAUAAAAAUGCUGCUCAUUGCACCAAGCUCACUGAUGUCGCGCGUGUUCACCACCCGGAGCUCAGAAGCUUUCAGCAAGCCCAAGAACUUCGACAUAUAUGCCCACUUUUAACACAGCGGGAAUAUGAGCAAUCAUUGCCAUUUCGAUACUCAUUUUACACAUACUCUAGUCUACAUAGUCCACCACCCCCACUAAAAUUACGCCAAAACGCUAACUAUGGUUGCUGACGACGACACAUGCAGCGUUGCCCUGACCAUGUCAACGUUCAAUAAGAGGAACAGUUUUCAUACAGAAGUAAGUGGCAUAAGGGCUUCAUUCUACUUGAAAAAAAGUAGGCUAGGUUUCCGCUCGAUUGUAAUGAUGCGAAAAAAUGUGUCUCUAACAUUGUAAGCCUACUUGUUGUGUCCUGAUACAUUGUGUCCUGGCUGAUACAUUGUUUGUGUCACACUGUUGCCGACCACGGGGUGGCAGUAUAGCUACUAGGUUGCGCCAUGGUUUGCUCGCUAUAACUGUCAUGUGGCGCUUGCCGUAUUGUUGUCAUGCGACCAACAUGGAGUGCAGAGACCCAUGAUCUGGUGCCCGGUGGAUACGCUUGGCUUUCAAAGUCGUUGAUUGUCAAGCGAUCAUGUCUUCUUUAAGUAAAAUUAUGGUGACUGGUUCUACGGUGAAUCGGGAAGGAUUGAGCAAGAACGGGCAAAAGAGUGCAUUUAGGAGAAUCUGGACCAACUUGUUAGCGCUAUGCUAGCUAGCUACUGUCAAAUAAACGGCUAGUAAGCUAGUUCUGUGUUGGUAGAAGUUGUCAGCUUGUCGACAAGCCAGUGCAUUAUACCAUCUGUAUUAUUUUUCAAACAUGACGGAGGCGGCGAAGAACGACGAUCAGCGACCGGUUCCGAGGGAGCAGGCGAUACUGGAAAGCUUCUUCACUCAGCUCGGGAUGUUCUCGUUCGACCGAGCCAAAGACUACGUGGAGAAGGAGAAGGACAUCAGUAAGAGCGCCGGGCCCAUAUGGGCCUCUUUGCUAGCUGCUCUGGCCCACCUCGCUGCUGCGGAGAAAGCCUACCACAACAUGACGUUCCUCGGUCAGAAAUUGGGAGGCCAGUCAUUCUUCAGCAGGAAAGAUUCCAUUAGGACCACGUACACCUCGGUGUUCAACGAGCUAAAGAAGGUCAUCUCCAUGGGCCGGCUCAGCUCCUCCGCAGGCUCCGCCCCUUUCCUGGAGGACCUGCUAUCCCAUCUGUCCGAGCAACUGUGCCACUUCACGCAGGCUCGGACAGAGAUCGCAGAUUUCUAUGAGAAGAUGUUGGCGCUGGCCAACCAGAAGAGCGUCCACUCCGAGGAGCUGGUCAGCAUGCUGGAGAGCGUCCUGCACAAGUACAGCUCCAAGUUCCACCACCCCAUCCUGAGCCGGAUGGAGGGCUGCUUCCAGCUGGAGGUGGACGUUCUGUGCCAGCUGCUGCGGUGCCAGGUGGAGGUGUGUGAGUGGCGCUUCCUGCCCGCGCUGCUGUGCCUGCACGCUGCCCACACCAAGCUGACCGCCUGGGCGCAGCUGUUCGAGCGCCAGCGCGAGACGCGCAAGCACCUGUUCGGUGGCCAAUCGCAGAAGGCCGCUCAGCCGCCGCACCUGUACGUGUGGCUGCAGCGUCUGCAGGGGUCACUGCUGGCCAAGUUCAGCUUCUACUUCCACGAGACACUGAGCCGGCAGACGCUGGCGGCGGAGAUGAAGGCGCUGACUGCGCGCACCUCGCCCGACUACUACGGCCGCGCAUCCUCCUUCAUCCGCAAGCACGACGCCGCCAGCGUCUCACUCGUCUUCGACAACCGCGGCCACGAGAGCUUCCAGGGCCACGGCUACCACCACCCCCACUGGAUGCGAGCCGCUAAAUGGACCAGUUCCCGGGCGGUGGUGGUAUCCGCCAUCCUCGAAGGCCCGUCACGCCACUGGCCCAACGCUGCCCGGCUAUCGGUCCGCCGCACUGGCCGCGUCAUCAUGAUAAUGAGCGACCGCGGGGCCGAGCUCAACGCGCUGGACAAGGUGGUGCACUUCUACGACGACAAGGUGCAGAGCACCUACUUCCUGUCCCGGCCCGAGCCGCAUUUCACCGGUGGUCAUCUUACUGACCGCCCGGCUCAGAGAGGGUCAUCUUCGGACGGCACGCCAGAGAAGGACUCCUACAUCACGGCCUUCCUGCUGGAGCUGACCGGCUCGCUCCGCAACACCAAGCCCUUCAGCUGGCUCAAGCCUGGGUCCAAGGGCUGAGAACAUACAUACAUGCACACACACACACACACACACACACACACACACACACACCAAGCCCUUCAGCUGGCUCAAGCCUGGGUCCAAGAGCUGAGAACAUACACAUGCACACACACACACACACACACACACACACACACCAAGCCCUUCAGCUGGCUCAAGCCUGGGUCCAAGGGCUGAGAUCACGCACACGCAGGUACACACACACACACACACACACACACACACACACACACACACACACACACACACACACACACAGGACUGGAGAGGAGUGCAAGCCCAGAUAUUGAGGUUGUGCAGGUUCUGCAGAGGGUGCAUAUGUGCAGUAGUUGUGAUGAUUGAUGUCAGGUGGGACUGAUUGUAUGUUUUGGUCUAAACACAUGCUAAGCCUUUUUGCUUGAAAUAACACAUAAAUGUGUGUAACCUUUUAAAAAGGCGUCCAUUUCGUCUUUGUUUUAAGUUGUUACUCUGAACAUCUAGUGGUCCAGUUUGCCUGUAGGUGUGUCUGCAACUGCCUGUCUGCUUGACUCUUGACCAAAGAAGGUGGUUGCAGCUCUUGUGAACAACACAGGCACAUUAUUUUUUUACUUGAUAUUUUAAGUCUCUGUUUAAGUUUAAGUCACUGUUUGUGAGAUAGGAAUCUAACAAGUGCUCUUGAACCUUUCCAAGCAAUUUCUCUAUCAAAAUGCUGCUAUGUCAAAACAUCUGAUUAUUUGGAGGUUUAUUUUAGAUGACUAAUAUUUUAAGUGAUCAUUAUGGUGAGCGUGGUUGAGAUAUCUGUAUGUUCUGGAGACUCCAAAUACAUAAUAAAGUUUUGAACCUGUAAGAUGAAUCUGUCACCCUA